This is a messenger RNA of Grosmannia clavigera kw1407, 3774 nucleotides long. RefSeq names its product px domain containing protein. Gene Ontology annotation, molecular function: phosphatidylinositol binding. The record is from RefSeq and is a predicted model, not a curated record. The transcript has a single exon. The coding region runs from base 1 to 3774 and encodes 1257 amino acids. Gene Ontology annotation, cellular component: intracellular membrane-bounded organelle. NCBI's taxonomy places the organism in Eukaryota, Fungi, Ascomycota, Sordariomycetes, Ophiostomatales, Ophiostomataceae.
AUGGGCUGGCGGAACGAUGAUCAACGUACCGGUGCCGCUCCGGACAAGAUGGAGGACAGGCCAACUGCCAACGAAUCCGGCCGAGUUGUCACAUUGAUGUCCGAAACAAGCUCCAAGAACAUACAUCCGACCUCCUCCACCGCCCUCCAACCCCUGACUGCCUCGCUGUCUUCGUCCCCGUCUUUGUCUCCGUCUCUGUCCUCGCCAUCUCCUCUACCUUCCCCGAUCCCACCCACUUCGCCAAUCUCCCUACCCGCCAGCAACAGCAGCAGCAACAGCAGCAGCAGCAAGCGUGCACCGACACCCAGCCAAGACGACUCCGAUACCAGCAGCGGCGUCGACAACGACAACGACCUGUCCACCAGGCUCUUCCGAUGGCUGUCCACCGCGACCCCCGACGCUCUCGGUGCCGUCGGUGUCGGCCUGGCUGCGACGACGUACUUUGUCCUCGGACGUGUGGGCCUGGUCCUGAUGGGAGCCUUUGGUGGUGUCGUCCUCUUCGUCGCGUGGGAAGCCCGCAAUCCGAUCGUCUCCCGGGUCGUCCAGGGCGAGACGGGGACGGAUGCGCUCGCCCGCAUCAUCGAGUAUCAUUCACGUGACCUCCACCAGCAGCGCAAUGAGAGUGCUGCCGAGACGACGUCCGAUCCGGUCGCCGAUCCGGUAGCAGCCAUGGCCCUGGCAGCCCCAGACGAACAGGCCCUCAGCCACGCUUUCGACAGCUUCCGCCCCGAGACCCGGCUCGCCAUGAGCGGCCUGGUCGACUCCAUCGUCCUCGAGUACAUCAAGUCGUGGUACGAGCCCAUCGCGCCGGCCGAUCAGUCGUUUGCGCUGUCCUGUCGUCGCGUGCUCACCGCGUUCCUCGUCACGGUCUCCAACCAUCUGAGCCGGAAGCGGCCGGCCGACGCCUUCCUCGACUUCCUCACCAACUCGUCCUCAAUCAUCAUUGUCUUCUUCUCCGAGCUUGCCUCGGCCUUUGCCGAGAUGCCGUCGCAGCAACAGCAGGAAGACGGAUCGGCUUCCUCGAUCAUGGCGGCCGAUGCCAUCCACAACUAUCUGGCGUCGAACCCGGACUCCCAUCUGGCAAACCUGCUGGACAAGGGCCAGCAGACGAGCAAGCUGCGCAUGGUCUCGGACGACCUCCUAGGCUUUCUCGACCGACAGACGUACGAGUUUGCGCCGGCACACACGUUUCUGCGCGAGGUCCUAGCCAGUGCCGUGCUCGAUGCGACGCUGCAGACAUGCUCGAAGCCCGAGUGGAUCAACGGCUGGAUCGUGUAUCUGCUCGAGGCGGGCGAGCCCGACUUCAGCCAGGCGAUCGACGUGGGCAUGCAGACGCGCACAGACAGCUCUGGUUCGGGCGCCGCGACCAGCAAGUCGGCCCUGUACGUCGACCUCGACGGCAACGUAGGCAGCAUCGCGCUGACCAAGGGACACCGGAAGGAGCCGAUGACGCACAAGAAGCAGCUCAGCCGAGCCGACGAGGAGAUGGAAGAGGCCAUUGAGGAGAUGAAGCGCAUGAACCAGAUGAUUGCCGACGAGGAUGCGCGGCGUAAAGACAAGGGUGAUGAGGCAACGACUGAUGAGGCCGGCGAUAGGGCCGGACAGUCAUCGCCGAGCACAUCGUAUCACACGUCGUCCAAGCCAUCGCUGAGCCUCUCGGGAGACGAGUCUGCGCAGGUGGCCGAUGGCCUGUCGACACCGCUGACGCCACGGUCGUCGGCUGGCGAUUCGCCCAACCAGUCUUUGUUUUCCAAGACGGAUGCCAAGACGGAUGCCAAGACGGAUGUCAAGAUAGAUAGGCAGCUCACCCACUUUGAUAUGCUCGUUCCUCCAGCACGCGAUGAGGAGGAGACGAGCGACACGGAGGGCCAGGGCCGCAAGCAGAAGACACCAGCUCCGCCGCUGACUCUGCACAACGCGACAAUAACGAUCCACGACGAGCCGGCGCCGGACAAGGGUCGUCUGAAGAGCAAGCCGGCAUGGGACUUUCUGGUGCAGAUCGAGCCGGCCAACUCGCACUACCCGGGAUGGAUGAUUGUGCGCAAGUACGGCGACUUUGAGAAGCUGCACGAGGUGAUGCGUCGAAUUGCAGCGGUCUCGGGAGCGACAGCGUUCACAGAGCAGCACAACGCGCUGCCGAGCUGGAAGAUGCACACGCGAGCGUCGCUGCGAGGCGAGCUGGAGCGGUAUGUGCGGGACGCCUGCUGGUUCCAGCCGCUGGCCGAGAGCGAGGGCCUGAAGCGCUUCCUGGAGAAGGACGUCAACAACAUGCCAGCGAGCAAGACGGGGUUGCAGGCGUUUGAGAGCAUGGGCAAGAACAUGCUGGACGCGCUGACGAAUGCGCCCAAGGGCAUGGCCGAGAGCAGCAAGGUGAUGGUGGGCGGCAUAAGUGGAGCGCUGGGCAACAUUGGCAGCAUCGCGUUGGGAGGCGCGCUGCAGAAGAGGCAGAGCAGCACGCCGUCGCUGACGGGCGGAGCAUCUGUCCAGACGAGCAGCAACGAGACGACGAACGCAGCCGACAGCAGCAGCAGCACAAGCAGCAGCACCAUUCCAGCGACGACACCAACGAGCUCAGUACUGCAAGACGUGACAGCAUACACGAACCGGCUGUCGAUCUCGACGCCGCCACGACGGUCACGCGACAGCAUGGACAGCCAGCGAUCGUCGGUGUCGACGCAGCCAAGCCGGCUGGUGCCACUGGAGAAGCGCCACAGCUCCCAGGCCAGUAUUGGGGCUGACGGCGACUCGACGCGCGGCCGUUCUGACAUCUGGAGCAGCGAGCAGCCGGCGCCGCCACCAGCCAGCAAUCGCGGAAGCCGGGCGUCGUCGCUGAUCGGCCGGCCGGCCCGGUCGCCGUCGGCGACGAGUCUGGGCGGUGGCCGACGUCUGUCGUUUCUGCCGACAGCCGUGACCGAUGCUGCGGCUGCUUUUGCUGCCGGUGCGGCUGCAGCGGCCGGUGCUGCUAGCGAAGACCUCUUUGGGACACUGUCGCCAGUGAGCUCGCCGGCGCGUCAGGGUCGGUCUAUAGCAGCCGAGGGACGACCCCAGACGCAGGUCCAGACGCUCUCGCAGACGAUCGCCCAGACACUCUCGCAGACGCAGACGCAGACGCAGACGCAGACACAGACGCAGACACAGACGCAGCCACAGAUGCCGACAGCACAGACGAUGCCGAACACGCCCAACACACCCAACACGCCCAAUCUGCCCAGUCUGCCCAACACGCCGCCGCCGUGGAAGCCGGCACCCCCGCCGACAUCCUAUACGAAGCAGUAUGCGGGCAUUAGCGAGAGCGAGACGCGGGUGGCGGUGGAGCUGCUGUUUGCGGUGAUCAACGAGCUGUACACGCUGUCGUCGGCCUGGAACAUCCGGCGCACGCUCCUGGCGGCAGCCAAGUCGUUUCUGCUGCGGCCCGGCAACCCGUCACUGACAUCCAUUCAGGCACUGCUGCAGGCAUCAGUGCUCGACAGCACGACGUCUGAUGGCGGCCUGGCGGCCCAGCUGCAGCGCCUGCGGGCGGCCGCCGUCCCAACCGAGGCCGACCGUGCUGCUGCGCCACCGCCGCUGACGGCCGACGACCGCGAGAAGCUGCGCCGCAAGGCCCGCCGACUGCUGAUCCAGAGUGGCGUGCCGGCGGCCCUGAUGGGCGUCAUGGGCCAGACAGCCACGGCCGACGCCCUCGGCCGGGUCUUUGACUGCCUGCAGAUCGAGGAGGUCGCGCGCGGCCUGCUAUUUGGGAUCCUGCUGCAGGCGGCACGCAUCGUGACGCACUGA